AUGUUCACCACACUCCUUACUGCCACUCUCCUUUCCGCCGCCGCCAUCCGUGGCGCCCGUGCCGACUUCACGAUUGAUACGCCCGCGUCUCUCGUUCAGUGCCAGGCCCAACAAAUUACUUGGUCGCAGACCACUGGCCCUUACAACCUCAUCGUUGUCAGCGCCGCCGACCCUUGUGGCGACGACCUCGUUGACCUCGGUGACCACGAUGGUCUGUCCAUGACCUGGACCGUCAACGUUGCCGCUGGGACUGAGGUCCUCCUUGCGCUCGAGGAUGAGACUGGUGAGGAAGCUUGGACUGGCGCGGUUACUGUUGCUGCGAGCGACGAUUCGUCUUGCCUGAGCUCCUCGUCCAGCUCGAGCUCUAUCGCCGCCUCAUCAAGCUCAAGCGCCGUCGUUGCCUCCUCCUCCGUUAAGGCCUCGUCUGUCGCCGCCUCCUCUUCCGUCAAGGCCUCCUCGACCAAGACCGCCACCUCCGCAACGUCGACAGUGACUGACGCCGCAGAAGCUGCAGGGGCUGGCACCACCGGUGCCCUCAGCGGUGCAUCCGUCGUUCGUCCUGCUAUGGCUCUCGGCGCGCUUGGUUUCGCCGUUGCCGCCUUCCUUUGCUAG
This is a messenger RNA of Stereum hirsutum FP-91666 SS1, 612 nucleotides long. RefSeq lists its product as uncharacterized. NCBI's taxonomy places the organism in Eukaryota, Fungi, Basidiomycota, Agaricomycetes, Russulales, Stereaceae. The transcript has 5 exons. The record is from RefSeq and is a predicted model, not a curated record. Bases 1 to 612 code for a protein of 203 amino acids.